GUGUGUGUGUGUGUGUGUGUGUGUGUGUGUAACUUGCAGCACCUCUCUGACCUCUGACCUGCAGCUCUGGGAGCAGACCAGCUCCUCUCCUCCUCCUGCCUGACGGCCCUCCCUGCUGUGGGACAGGAUGUCUCCAUGGCCACGGAGUAAACAGACGAUAACAAGCCCGCAGAGCAGCGCUGAGGACCAGGAGACGAGAAGCCGAGACAAACGCAGGAGGACGCGGGCAGGACCCUGGAGGACACCAAACAUCUGGAGACAGAGCUCAGUGCUGUCUUUUAGCCACCGUCCCAUCAUGGCAGAGAGUUCAGACGUGGAGCAGCUCCUCGUGGCUUUCAAAAAGUUCGCUGUUCACGGAGACACGAAGGCAACCGGGAAGGAGCUGAACGGGAAGAACUGGGCCAAGCUGUGCAAAGACUGCAAGAUCAUCGACUGCAAGAAUGUCACCGCCACUGACGUGGACAUCGUCUUCUCCAAAGUGAAACAGAGAACUGCUCGAGUCAUCACAUACGAGGAGUUUGAGCGAGCGCUCGAGGAGUUGGCGCCCAAAAGGUUCAAAGGUCAAAGUAAAGAGGAAGCUCUGCAGUCCAUCUACAAGCUGGUGGAGGGCCGGGAGCCCACCAACGUCGGCGUGACGAAAGUGUCAAAGACAGCAGCAGUGGACCGUCUGACCGACACGGCCCGGUACACCGGCUCUCACAAAGAGCGCUUCGACGAGAGCGGCAGGGGCAAAGGUCGUGAGGGGCGGGAGGAACUUGUGGAGAACACGGGCUACGUGGGCGCGUACAAGAACGCCGGGACGUACGACGCCAAGGCAAAGACUGACAAGUGAUGAAGCAGCAGCUGCAGCUCCUCUACGGUGCAUCGUCUGGACCAAACCAUGAACUUUGACCCUCGUGUGUGUGUGUGUGUGUGUGUGUGUGUGUGUGUGUGUGUGUGUGUGUGUGUGUGUGUGUGUGU
This is a messenger RNA of Austrofundulus limnaeus, 960 nucleotides long. It is a transcript of the gene tppp3, whose product is annotated as tubulin polymerization-promoting protein family member 3. NCBI's taxonomy places the organism in Eukaryota, Metazoa, Chordata, Actinopteri, Cyprinodontiformes, Rivulidae. The record is from RefSeq and is a predicted model, not a curated record. Gene Ontology annotation, cellular component: microtubule. Gene Ontology annotation, biological process: microtubule polymerization; microtubule bundle formation; positive regulation of protein polymerization. Gene Ontology annotation, molecular function: tubulin binding.